CUCAGUGGAUGACGGACAUGUUGUUUACAUGGCUGUUGGUGUGUUGGGGUGCUGUCUUGUGUCAGGGUAUAGAAACUUCUCGGAUACACAUUUUCAAUGAACGAGACAACUGGUGGAAGGCCCAAAGCCGAUGUAAAGACAAGGGAGGCAAGUUGUACACACCAGGCACAGAUGACAUUCCAGCAGAGCUCGUGGAGAAUCUACAGUCCAAAACCUACUACUGGAUAGGUGCCAUGAGGUACUGGGCCUGGAUAUGGACAGUAGAUGACAGUCCCCUGUUCACCUAUGCUGGCUUCCUUCCUGUGGGGAGUGUGACAGUAGAACCAAAGGGAACAUAUCUUGAUAACUCGGUAUGGAAGUGCCAUCUUCACUGCAGUCCAGCAUAUUCAGUCGGCAUGAAGGGAACCACGUGUUAUUGUUUGAAAGAAGGCUAUAACACUACGAAGUCGAUGCUAUCCGAGAACUCGUGUCCCGGAAACUUCGAAGAAAGGUGUGGCAACAUCAAGGGGAUGUCAGUUUACAAGCUAGAAAACAUGACAUUUAAUCAAGAGGAAGACACGUACUGUGCUUAUGUGGAUGACACGGACCUUUCCAUCCAUACCAGAACUUAUUACGAUUGUAAAAAGGUCAAGGGUUGUUACGCCUGCUUUACUUUGUUUGGUGCAAAUACAAGUAUAUCUUGUAGACAUCAGAAGUCAUGGUAUGCUGCCUGGAUGACAUGUGACUUGGUUAAACUGAAUACAUCUGCUCGGACCAGUCUUCUUGGAAGCAGCAGUACCACCACCACAUACUGGAUCGGUUUGUACAAAUAUCUGCACAGGAGAUGGAUAAACGGGGAGACGGCUUUGAAAUACAACGGGCGCCGCGGUGCUUUGUCUUCAGACACUAGGUGUCUCAUUGUAUACAAGCAGAGGAAUGGAGGAAAGCGUUUAUACUGGAGGCCAUGUUCAGAAAAACGCGAGUUCCUUUGUGAAGAUGCAACAGCAGGAAGGAAAGAUGCGAGGAAACCGUCGAUCAAUCCUGCGGCCGGAUGCUUCAUUGGACUAGGUGUUGGAUGUGUGCUGCUUGUUCUGACAGUCCUCAUUGUGGUCUGUCUCUUGAGAAGGCACAAGAAACUGUGUUUUGAAAAAAGUGAUGGGAAUCAGCCAAUACACUUCACUUCAGCCGCAGAAAACAUCACCUAUGGUUUAGCCUCACACGCACACACAGAGAGUGAAGCAUAUGCUGUCAUCUCACUUCCUGACACAACAGAUGCAACAUCGGCGACAUCAACGGUUCCACCGGCGAUAGUCCGACCCAGUGUCCACAGUGACAACAUCAACAUCAACAACGCUCAGGUUAAUGAUGAGAAUGAGUACAACGUGCUAUCAACAUCCAACAACUCCAAGGUGCCCGUGUCACAUACAGGAAUCCUUACAAUCAUCUAUCAGGACUUGACGGAAAUAACGAGUACAAGGGAGACUACGACACAGCAAACUUUGUUCCACAGACAGAAGAAUUGA
Molecule: messenger RNA, 1502 nt
Organism: Haliotis rubra (blacklip abalone)
Lineage: Eukaryota; Metazoa; Mollusca; Gastropoda; Lepetellida; Haliotidae
Exons: 10
Coding region: 9-1502 (497 amino acids)
Source: RefSeq, a predicted model, not a curated record